Suillus subalutaceus is the source of this 375-nucleotide messenger RNA. RefSeq lists its product as uncharacterized. The record is from RefSeq and is a predicted model, not a curated record. The transcript has a single exon. Bases 1 to 375 code for a protein of 124 amino acids. NCBI's taxonomy places the organism in Eukaryota, Fungi, Basidiomycota, Agaricomycetes, Boletales, Suillaceae.
AUGCAGGGCAGCUUUCCUUUCUUUCCUCUCGCAUCCAACUUCAAUCACCUCGAUGGUCGGACUUGGGCACUGCUUGCCAACACCAUUCAAGAUUGGCUUACUGACAAUAUUUCUUUGACACGUUCAGAUGUGUGGUUGUGGGGCCGUGAAUUUUUUUGGAUGGCAUUCGUUGCAGCAUUUCCUGGAUUUCCACGCCGAGAAUGGCCACUGUGGGACCCAAAGAUUGGCAUGGAGGGCGAGUUUAUCACCUAUUGGAUGUCUGACUUUGGUUCAGGCAGUGAGGGGCCACUCAAGGACAUCCAGAAUGGUGUGUGGAGGAAAUUUCAUGAUCUCGCAACAAUGCUAUACCUGCUUCCUCUCUUUAAGGAUUAUUGA